Molecule: messenger RNA, 2956 nt
Organism: Marmota monax (woodchuck)
Lineage: Eukaryota; Metazoa; Chordata; Mammalia; Rodentia; Sciuridae
Gene: Eid2b
Product: EP300 interacting inhibitor of differentiation 2B
Exons: 1
Coding region: 67-498 (143 amino acids)
Biological process (GO): negative regulation of DNA-templated transcription
Cellular component (GO): nucleoplasm
Molecular function (GO): transcription corepressor activity
Source: RefSeq, a predicted model, not a curated record
GUGUGUGUGUGUGUGUGUGUGUGUGGAAACGCUCUGGCGUUGGUGGAGUGGGUUCAGCGGUACGAGAUGUCAGAGAUGAACCCAAUGAAUGGCGUCAGCCACGUCUUACAGGCUGGCGUAGGCGGCAGGAGUCGGGCUCGGGAGGCCCAGGAAGGACCAGUGGCCGGAGCCGCCCAGCCCAUGGCGCGGGUGCUCGGCCCGGUUCACAGGCGCGACCCGGGCCUCGCCCCAGGCCCGUUGUCAGUGCCAAACCUUCCAGGGCAGCUUGGCCUUUUAGGAGUUAAUCAGCAGCAGCUCUUCCACCAAUACCUGGACAGGUGCCCCCUGGUCCCAGUCAGACUGCUCCGAGCUAUCGAGGAACGCCGCAGGCUGUUUGUGGAAGGCUGCAAGGCCAGGGAGGCGGCCUUCGAUGCGAAUCCCCCUCCGCUGGACUCCGAGGCCGUAGCUUUUACUCUAGCCCUGACUUCCUCGGAAGCUGGCAGUCCUCUGGCCGACUGAGCUGGCUGUGACUGAUAAGAGGUGGUGAGGAAGGGAGGUGCCUCCCGGAGCACAGGCGACAGGCCGUGCCCGUGCAGUCAGUGGUUAGGAAGCAAUGCAGCCAUCGCGGACAGACGCAGCACUCCGAAGAAGAACUCGAAAGGCACUUGAGAAGCAUGGAGCUGGCUUCCAGAGAGGUUCUGGAGCCUCUGACUUACCACCUGGUGACUGUGGAGCGAUCCCUGUCUGCAUUUGUGGAAACUCAAGAUUACUUCAUCAGAAAGAGUGGUUUUGCAAACAAAAUCUAAGAAAAAUGGCCAGUUAUAGAAUCCAUAGAAAUUAACCAAGAUGACAAAAGAAUUUAAGCAGAUACAGUUAGGGAAUCUUUAGUCAUGAGGCUUGGAAGGCUAUUGAAAGAACUUGGGAAUUUCAGAAUUUGUGGUCAUCUGUCAGCCUUCAGAUCUUAAUUUUGUGUCUUUUGAAGUACUUUAGAUGAAUAGUAAAUAUUCAGAUGCAAAAAAAAAAAAAAACACGUAUUCAUUGUGAGAUUAACAUAUUUUCAAGACCAUGCAAAAUUGGGGUAGGUUUGGGAAUAGAUUUGCUUUUGUUAAUGUUUAAACUGUUUUUAUUCUAGUAUGUGUAUCUAUUUACAAGACUCAAAAAAAGUAUCGAAAGAUAUGUUGUGAGAAGUUAGCCCGAUCAACCUCUAGACAGGAUAAUUGAAAACUAUUCCUAAUAGGUUAUCAGUUGUUUAGGUUUUUUGGUUUUGGUUGGUUGGUUUUAUUUUUUGUUUGUUUUUUAACUUAUGCCUUCAACAAUUUCCUACCAUAUACACAAAUUAAUAUCAAUCUAGAUAUUCUGCUUGUUUCCCUUUUAAAAAUCAAGGUAGAAUAUGACAAGGUAGCAUAUUAUUAUAUGCCUCUAUCAGCAUCUUGAUUUUUUAUCCACUUAUGUUGGAGAUAUUUUUUCUUUAUUUUUUAAGCAACUAUAAUGUAAGGCUGUAUCUCAAUCUAGUGAACUAAUCUUUUGGACAUCUUGGUUGUUUCCAAAAUGUUUUGAUAUUUUCUGCGUAUUUCUAUGUGUUUACUUGUUUUUCCAUAGAGUAGACUUCUGUAAGUGGAAGCUCUUGAUUCAAGGGCAUAUGCCUUGGGAAUUUUAACAAGUACUACCAGAGCCCCUCCUUGGGGCUCUCCCAGUUUACCUUCCCUUCAGCUGGUGAUGACUGUGAUUACUGGUGAUUACUCCACAGCCUGGCCAUUCAGAUCUGGCUUUGGGAGAAUCUGACAGUGAAAAAAUCAUUCCUCUCUGUCUUUUCAAUUUGCAUUUCUCUAGCUGUGAGGGCAGAUAUGUGGUCUCAGUGUGUAAGAGCCAUUUGUUGCUUCUCUGUGAACUCUGUCCAUAUGUUUACUCAUUUUUUAUGCCUUGCAAGACUAUUUGUUUAUCAGUCACUAAAGAAAUUAGCCCCUUGUGGUAUGAGAUGGAAAUACAUUUUCUCUGUUUGAAUUGCUUUUGAUCCUUUUUCCAUGCAUAAAACUGUUUUAAUGUACCUAGAUAUAUUCAGUUUUUCUUCUAGAAAAGGGGCUUCUAGAGCUUGAGUUAUAGUUAGAAAGGCUUUGCCACUCCUGGAUUAUGAAGGAAUACUUUGGUUUUUCGUUUUGUUUGUUUCUGUUGUUGCUUUUGGUACUGGGGAUUGAACUCAGGGGUCCUUUACCACAGAGGUGUUUCCCCAGCCUCCUUUUUAUAUUUAAUUUAGAGACAGGGUCUUGCCAAGUUGCUUAAGGCCUCCCUAAAUUGCUGAGGCUGGCUUUGAACUUGUAGUCCUCUUGCCUCAGUCUCCCAAGCUGCUGGGACUACAGUCGUUUGCCACUGUGCCCUGCAGGAAUACUUUGGUUUUAAAUGUUAACAUUAAAAUUGUUUGGAAUGUUUUAGGUUCUAGGAGUGCUAUUCCACCCUCAUUGCACUUCUUUUCCAAAGUUUUUCUGGCUAUCAUGGAACUUGAGGAUCAACUUGACUUCUAGAUUUUACAAAAGCUGAUGCUAUUUAUAUUUGGGUUACAUUCAAUUUAUAUACUUUAAUGUGAAAAUUAAUGUCUUUCUCUCCACUAACGUGGUAAGUGUUCAUUUGUUCAUGUACUUUUCAUGUCCCAAGAUUUGUUUUUAAUGUUUCCUUCUAUAGGUCUUGCCCAUUUUUUUUAAGUAUAUCCCAAGAUUGGUGGUUGGUUUAUAGCUAUUGUGAAUGAAGUUUUGUCAUUUCUAAACUGAAUGCUGCUGAUUUUUUUCUUCAUUUAUUUUGUGGUGCUCUAUUAAACUUUAUGUGUUCUUACUGUUUAUAUUUUUCUUUGUUAUACAGUCAUAUCUUUAACAGGGUAAUAGUUUCAUCUCAUCCUUUCUAAUUUUUAAUAAUCAUUAUUCCUUUCUGUUGUAGACUUGCUUUGGCUAGAAGCUCCAACUCAGUAUAAAUAAAAAUAGGUGAGAAGGUA